UGCCGUCAGUUCAAAAUGCAAGCCCAAGUGAUUACAUUAGCUUUUUUCGUUGUUAUUAUUACUUUCACAAGUUGCUAUGGCAGUUCUUCACGCUCGGCCGAGUUGAAGGAAAUCUGGGCUCGAGAAUACAAUGACACGUUGGCAGGAAAGUGCACGAAAAGAGUUCCUGCAAAUCCAAACAACGAUGGGAGUCCUUCCGAUUCGGCGACCGUUCUGAUUGAAGUAUGCUGCAAAGGGUACAAACCUUACGAAUACGAUACCAAAAAAUGCAUACCUGACUGUCCUUAUGGCUGUGAAAACGGAUUCUGCGUGUCUCCCAAUGUUUGCAACUGUUUUGACGAUCAUAUUCGAAGUCAUGAUGACCAAUGUGUGCCCACGUGCCCAAUAUCAUGCCUGAAUGGAGUGUGUGAUUCCAACGGCAUGUGCACUUGUCAUCCGCGCCAUAUUUUGGAUCCCUUCAGGAAAUUUUGUCUCCCAAUUUGUCAUGGAAGCUGUGGUCUCAAUAGGUAUUGCUCCUCACCUGGACGAUGCUCCUGUAUUCGUGGAUUUAAAGAAAACCUUGAAACGGGAGAAUGCGACCCCAUCUGCCCGCUUAAUUGUUUGAAUGGUCGCUGUAUUAGUCCUGGUAUUUGUGCUUGUAAUCCAGGUUAUCGCCUCCAAGAUGAUGUUUGUCAAGCGAACUGUACCAGUUGUGAAAACGGUAAAUGCGUUAUCAACGAGGUUUGCAGCUGCGACCCGGGUUACACCUGGGACCUGAAAAGAAACAAAUGCAUUCCAGUAUGUACUCGUUGCUUGAAUGGAUUUUGCAUUGCACCUGGUGUCUGCAAAUGUCAUGAAGGAUACGAAAGGAUUGGUGAGUCAUGCCAGCCGAUUUGUGACGGUGGAUGUACAAACGGAUACUGCGUGGCACCAAAUACUUGCAACUGCAAAGGAGGAUACGGAAGGAAUAUCUUUGGAAAAUGUAAAAGGCUUAGAUGCCACAUAGCUGAUGAUACGAAAAGUAUCUGUGGAAUUAAGCACUUAGGAUGUUUUGUUGAAACAAACAAGAAUUUCGGUGGAAAUCCGAUUAUUAUUAACAAAAUUUCGAGUCCAAUAAUUACCCCCAAAGAGACAAAAUGUCAGUACCACAUCGAAUUGAAGAUCGGAUAUAUUCAAGAACUAGUCGCCAGCAUGAGAGUGUUAAUAACGUUAGUCGUCGCUGCUGUGUUCAUGCCCGGAAUUCUCACUCAAUUGGGAGUGAAAACUCGUUAUCCUGCUUCUGGGAACCUGGUCACAAAUGUUACUCACGGUACGUCAGGAAUAUCCGGGGAGGCUGGACACUACGCCUACACCAGCAACGGAACGCUUUUGUUUAUCAACAGAACAUUAAGCUCCAUUCCUUCUGGAUUUUGUGUGAAAGAAGUUCCCACUGCAUCACUGGUGAAGGAUGCGUCUGUAGUUCCAGCCGGUAACGGAUCAAAUCCAUCCCUGAGUCGUAUUAAGGUAUGUUGCGAAGGCUAUGAACGGAAUCCCCACAAUUUCGCCAAAUGUGACCCCGUGUGCAAGAAUGAAUGCGUCAAUGGCUUGUGCGUAGCUCCCAACGUUUGCCGGUGCUUCCCGGACCAUGUGCUGAACUUGGGCGGUUUCUGCAUUCCGACUUGCCCCAUUGGAUGCGGUAAUGGAGAAUGUCAACCAGAUCGCAGUUGUAAGUGUAAACCAGGCUACGUUCUGGAGCCAAUGAGGAAGUUCUGUGUGCCAAAAUGUGAACCUGGAUGCCAGUUUGGAAACUGUACGGAGCCGAACACUUGUCAAUGCAUCAAUGGAUACGAACGAGCUGCAGAUGGUUCCUGCAAACCAAAAUGUGAUAAUUGUGAAAAUGGAAAGUGCACGGCUCCCGGAGUUUGCACUUGCUUGCCCGGUUACACCAGACAAGCUGAUAGGUGUUUGCCGGUCUGCGAAAGGGGCUGCAAGAGUGGUCUUUGCAUUGCACCAAAUGUUUGCUCUUGUGAGCGUGGCUACACACUAGACAAGACGGGAACAUCAUGCACCCCGCACUGUAAUCAACCUUGUUUGAAUGGAGUCUGCAAUGGACCAAAUUCAUGCAAAUGUAAUCCAGGAUAUGUACAGGAUGAGUUCAAUCCGUCACUGUGCAAACCACAUUGUGCAGGCGGAUGUCCGAAUGGGGUUUGCUCAGGACCCAAUUUCUGCAUUUGUAACGCCGGCUUUGUCAAAGAUCGUGGCAUUAAAGGACGACAAGUUUGCGUGCCAAGCCAUUAAGAAGAAUAUGAGUUUAAGAAGCUAACUUUUUAUAAAAAAUAUUUUUCAACGACACAUAUAGUACAGAAAGUGAUUAAUUGUGAGUUAAAUUUGUGAGAUGUAAGUUGAUGUCUGUCUAGAAAUAAAAGGCCCCGUUCCUGUUUGAGUAAAUUUCAUACCUUAAUUAUCGCCCAAGGAAUACAACUUUUCGCCAGAUAUGCCUUUAUACUAAAAUUAUUUAUUAUAUUUACGUUGUUCGCGCCCAUAAUCAUGACCAGGGGUUCCCAACAUAUCAUCAAUAUUUGUGUUUUGCUUGAGUUGAUAACCCCUUAGUUUGGGCUAAUUCAAUUUACAUAUCAAGGGAUAUGUAAUUUGAAUUCAGGUAAUUAAUAACAAUUUCAAAGCAAAACUGUUAAUGAUAAAAAUAAACGAAUUUCACGGGA
Hermetia illucens (black soldier fly) is the source of this 2678-nucleotide messenger RNA. Its product is annotated as fibrillin-2-like. NCBI's taxonomy places the organism in Eukaryota, Metazoa, Arthropoda, Insecta, Diptera, Stratiomyidae. The transcript has 8 exons. The record is from RefSeq and is a predicted model, not a curated record. Bases 16 to 2256 code for a protein of 746 amino acids.